Molecule: messenger RNA, 1815 nt
Organism: Brachypodium distachyon (stiff brome)
Lineage: Eukaryota; Viridiplantae; Streptophyta; Magnoliopsida; Poales; Poaceae
Product: transcription factor TGA2.1
Exons: 10
Coding region: 418-1440 (340 amino acids)
Biological process (GO): DNA-templated transcription; regulation of DNA-templated transcription
Molecular function (GO): DNA-binding transcription factor activity; sequence-specific DNA binding
Source: RefSeq, a predicted model, not a curated record
ACCACUACCACUAGCAGCCGAAACAGCUUCUCGAAGCUUCCCCGAAUCCCCAUCCGUCCCCCACCAAAUCCGCCACGCCGCAGCCCGGAGCUCCUAGGGAAGGAGGAGGAGCGCUCGCCGCCGCCGGCCGGAAGAACCCGAGCUUCGUAGCCGCGUCGCCGAUUCGCCGCCGAGUUCCCCAGCCUGGCCGUUUCCCCACCGGGGUUGACCAUGGUUGCGCCCCGCCGGCGCCACCCCGCCGAGCUUCGCUGCGCCCGCCAGCGUCGUCCGUACACCGUCAUUCAGUUGUAGUAAACCACUAGCAGCUACUGCCUUGGAUCGAAAAGAAAGCAUAGUUCAGGAUCGCUACCUUGCCAUUACAAAGGGGAGAGCAAAGUGAUUUGCUGUCUCCUGAUUGUGGUCCGUUGAAGUCCGGUGAUGGCAGAUGCUAGUUCGAGGACAGACACCUCAACUGUUGUAGAUAACCAUAGCAAGAACCACAGGUUAGAACAAGGACAAAGUGGGGCACUCAUGGCUUCUAAUUCUUCAGAUAGGUCUGACAGGUCGGACAAACCUUUGGACCAAAAGACACUGCGGCGUCUUGCUCAAAAUCGCGAGGCAGCAAGAAAAAGUCGGCUGAGAAAAAAGUCAUAUGUGCAACAGCUAGAGAGCAGUAAGCUGAAACUUGCACAACUAGAGCAGGAGCUCCAGAAAGCUCGCCAGCAGGGGAUCUUCAUCUCCAGCUCCGGAGACCAAACCCAUGCCAUGAGUGGAAAUGGGGCACUGACUUUCGACAUCGAAUACACUAGAUGGCUUGAGGAGCAAAAUAAGCAAAUAAAUGAGUUGAGAACUGCAGUCAAUGCUCAUGCAAGUGACAGUGACCUGCGCCUCAUCGUAGAUGGCAUAAUGGCACAUUAUGAUGAAAUAUUUAAGGUCAAAGGCGUGGCGGCGAAGGCCGAUGUGUUCCAUAUACUGUCAGGCAUGUGGAAGACACCUGCUGAAAGGUGCUUCCUAUGGCUUGGGGGUUUCCGCCCAUCCGAGCUUUUGAAGCUCCUGGCGAAUCACCUUGAGCCUCUGACUGAGCAGCAGCUUCUGGGGUUAACAAACCUCCAGCAAUCUUCCCAGCAGGCAGAGGAUGCACUGUCACAAGGGAUGGAAGCCUUGCAGCAGUCCUUGGCAGAGACAUUGGCCGGAUCUCUCGGCACCUCAGGUUCUUCAGGUUCAUCUGGUUCUUCAGGAAAUGUGGCAAACUACAUGGGUCAGAUGGCCAUGGCCAUGGGCAAACUCGGAACGCUUGAGAAUUUUCUUCGCCAGGCGGACAACCUGCGGCAGCAGACCUUGCAUCAAAUGCAACGGAUCCUGACGAUCCGGCAGGCCUCUCGUGCUCUCCUAGCUAUCCACGACUACUUCUCACGUUUGCGUGCCCUGAGUUCCCUGUGGCUCGCGAGGCCACGGGAAUAACAGAAGAUGGUCAGGUGGAGUUCUUCCUUGUGCUGAUCUGACCUGGCAAACACUCCCCGUCCGACAAUUUGGCUAUUCCGUUUUUUGCCUUGUAAAAUUAUGUGUAACCUGCUGCUGUUGUCCAAAUUAAUCACACUGGGGUGGUGCAUAAAGUUAUAUGAUGAUAUAUGCCUGUGAGGUAUAAAAUGUCAAUGAUGAUUGUGUAAAACUGUGGCUAGCAAUAAAGAGUAGGUGAAUCAGGAUCUGUUGUACUAGGUUUUUUGGUAGUCAGAAGUGUAUGUAGUGGCUGAAGACUCGGUUCGGUUGUAGUACUCCAUUUAACUCGUGCAUAUCCUGUGGAUCAUGGAAAGGCCAAUCGAGUACAACAGUUAAUCA